This is a messenger RNA of Phytophthora nicotianae INRA-310, 4494 nucleotides long. RefSeq lists its product as hypothetical. The record is from RefSeq and is a predicted model, not a curated record. Gene Ontology annotation, biological process: positive regulation of autophagy; negative regulation of TORC1 signaling. Gene Ontology annotation, cellular component: GATOR1 complex. Bases 1 to 4494 code for a protein of 1497 amino acids. NCBI's taxonomy places the organism in Eukaryota, Oomycota, Peronosporomycetes, Peronosporales, Peronosporaceae. Gene Ontology annotation, molecular function: GTPase activator activity. The transcript is spliced from 2 exons.
AUGCGUAGGCGAUAUGAACGUCGGCGCGCCGCCAAGGCCAAGGCGGCUGCCGCUGCGGCCACAGAGAAGACCAAUGCGCCUGCCAGCUCUUCAGGACCUGUAGAAGCUGCCGCGACGCCUACCGUCACGCCCAAGAAGCGGCAGACGACGGUGCAUGCGGCGGCGCAGAUCAAAUUGCACGUCCAUGGCCACGAGUUCCAAAAUGGCGAGGAGAUCGUGCUCAACCCUGAGAGUUUCCCUCAGCUCAAGGAGCUUAUAUGGAAGGACUAUGUAGUAGAGGUUUUUCACCCGGAGCACACCGGCGACGCGCGACAGUUCAUGGCCUCGGACGGCGCAGCGGUGGCCUUGGCCGAGGGUUCCCCACAGAACCAUCUACUGCUUGAGAUCCCGGAGAGCAAAGCCGCACCGUUUAAAGGUAAAAUGCAAGUAAGCGUACUGAAGGACACGGCCGCCAUCUUCCAGCUGGCGCCAUUUAAGGAUGUGACCGUACGCUUCCUGCCCAAGACGCAGGUCGAGGUGGACUUCGUGGAGGUCUCACUUAAGGACCAAUUCAUGUCCAGACGAGACCUCAUGUACCUUAAACAAUCCAUGGCGGGAACAGCACUGUAUGUGGGCAAGACAAUCAGAGUACAGGGAACGAGGUGGCAAGUACUGGACGUGCGCUCAGGCGGCGAGAAGGUGCGCAGUGGAGUCAUCUCCGAGAACACCAAGUUCACAUUCCGCUCGCGUACGUCGCGUAUCAUGUGGCUGGUGCAGGUUAGUCCGGAGAUGUGGGAUAUGGCCAACUCUGGUAUGCUCUACUUGGAGAUCUUCCUCACGGUUGUGCGCAAUGUGCUGAGCAAGUGGAUGAAGCACAAAGUCUCGCACAGUCUCACGAUUCUCUUUUACUCCCGCUGCUUUUACCCGGAAAUGGACCAGGAUCAGGACUCGUCAACGUAUUCCAAUCGGAGGUUUAUGCCCAAAAGAAAGCAGUCGCGGGCUGCAGACGAUGAGAGAGAGUCGUCCUUCCCGUAUGAACGCAGUGAUUGCUUCUCGGUUGGAGUCGAUGAGGAUGGUAGACAUUAUCAGGAUUUCUACAAAUUGGUCGCUUUCGACAGUAUCAUUACAGACGUGCAGCCAUUGCUUGUGAAGCUUAAAGAGGAGAUGAAUGCGUUCCCGAGAGAAUGUGGUUGGCGAUCACCUGCAGAUUUCUACGUGUCGUCCUUCUCCCCUGCGGAAUUGAUCCAGGAUGAGUCGGGUCCACGCCCAGGCGUCCCCUCUAAUGCUCGAGAUGGAAACCUGCUCGAAGCUGUGAAUCUCGUGCUCAACAUCUUCGAGAAACAUCAUAUCGACCGUGAUUUAUCACGCAGCGGCCAAAGUGUAGUGCUUAUCACUGCUGGCAAUGGCAUUUUCUCGGUAAACAAGCGUCUUUCCGAGAUCACUGAGCAACGCAUGAUGGAUCAUGGUAUUGGUAUUGACUUGAUCUCACUAGCGUCCCGCCCAUUGCACAAAUGCCCGCUGUUUCUCUUCAAGCAAUCCGAUUUGUCUGAAAUGAAACUUCCCGGUAAGAAAGAAGGCAACCCUGCGAACGAAAUGUGUUUAUGUAACAACAAUCCGCACGGUUCGAAGAAUGGAUAUCAACGGCGUUCACGAACAGGCUCGAGUGACGUGGUGUCAGACUCGCAGUCAGCAGCAGACACGGGUGUGUCAAUGCGAACUGGUCAGUUGUGCAAGUAUUGCUUGCAGCGGAUGGAAAACCGGAAAAACUACAUCGUUCCGCUGUGGAUUCCGCUUUGGUUUGUGCAAGAACACAUGCUCAUCCCACACGAGUGUCCGCUAGAUGAAGAUAUCACCCAGUUUUGCGACGUUUGUGCGCCAAAGAACACGAAGAAUAAGAUAUUCGAGCCGCUUCCGAUGUGUCGGAUGUUCAAAGACAACGAUUUCACACACUUCGGCUUCCUGUCGCUCCCGAAGCCGUUGGAAUGUUUGUUGCAUUCUUUUAAGAAGGCUGAAUCAUCGCUCAGUGACGAUGAUCGAGACAACAUGGACUCUGGAAUAGCACCCUCGGUCGGUGGCUCCACAUACGACAACGUCAUACUUGCUGGUCUGAAUAGCGACCUUGUUCGUGCUCGAGCGUCUUCCAUGGCGUGCUCGGAGGACUCUCUCUCGUACGAUGGGGAGGUGUUGACCAAAAUCCGAUCAUUUUCCUAUUCCGAGCAAAACAAGCUGCUGCAGGAGUAUGAAAGAUACGACGACGAAGUGUUUGGCUUUGCACCAGCGCCGAGACUAGCACAAAAAUCAUCGGACAGCGACAUGAGUGUCCGAUUAGCGUCAACACCGCCAAUCCGACCUGGUGUGUCGUACUUGAUGAAGAAAAGAACUGGGACCAUUGGAUUCCACUCAGGCUCUGCCGGCAAUGCCAACGAAAACGGGAGUAGUAACAGUGCUGGAGCUCGCUGGCGACAAUUCGAGCAGCGAGAACCGUCUCCGCUGAAUGUCGACAUGGCAGAAUAUCGAGGGAGUCUGGAGGCUAAAGUGGGGUCUCUGGACGACGACAAGGACAAGCCAAAGAUCACUUCGAGCUCGUUCCCAAACACAUAUCAGUUGGCUGACGGUAGCGGACCGAACCACACGUCGUUUACAACCAGUCCCGUGUUACGUCCUGCUGAUGGCGCAGUGAAAGAGGAUAUUUUCCACUCACAGGCGUUCAUGUUGAAGCAACUGACCAGCAACCAGCGUCGAUGGAGUCAAGUGCGGCCUUAUGAAGACCGCCAGUAUAAGCUCGCGCAGAAUGUCCUCAAGUGGAGAAGUCUAUGCUUUCCUGCUCUUUUGCCUCUAGCCAGUGAUUUCAUGCCGGCCCCCAAAGAGUUGCAAGCGCACUACACUGAGUCUUUCUACAGCGUCAUGCUGCCAGAGCGUGACGAACAAAACGGAGUGACGUUCCGAGAUUAUCGCGAGUUGGUUCUGGAGAUGGUAGCACAGCGACUGUCCCAAGAUUUCCAGCUUGUAUCGGCCGAAGACACGAGUGAAGUGGGCGAGAAAGGUAGCACAGUCUUUCGACUUAGCAUGGGACAUCGGAUCCAUGAAAUCGUAUACAACGAAGAAACCCAGACGAUCGAUGUGAAGCGCUAUCUCCAGAAGGUGACGACGCGGUCCGAUGUGGACAUCAUGGAGUAUCGGUACUCGCUGUGGUCGCCUAUUGUCGAUCGGUUCGUUACUGUGGCGCAGGAAUUCCGCAAGUAUCCGCAGAUCGAGUACCAGUGGAAUCAUCUCGACCAGCUCAUCUGUGGAUACAUUGAUGAUAUGAGCGAAGGAAUCCGUUAUAAGCGCAGUCUGUAUUGCCUUCUCCCGCCUCGACUUGACGGAUCUGAUGUCGGUGAUCAAGAAAACUUGCGGGAUUACACGGAAGGCUGUCGGAAGUUCCUGGAGUUUUUGCGAGCCAAGGCAGAUGCCAGCACAGGGUUCCCUAAUGUGAAACUCGCGACUGAUUGGAGAGAAAACAUCUCGACGAGCGGUACCGAUGCCUUCAAGCGUGUUGGCCAGCGGAGUGUGAAGAUGCUGCUGCAUACAAACGAUGCCGUCACGAGUCAGAACUGGGUGAUUGCUAAAGUUGACACGGAGGUGCUACCAACGCAGUGCUAUCACGUGGAGAUUCAGUGGCUUGUAUGCCGUAGCUCCCUCGUCGAUGAUCUGAUCACAGGAAUCUGCCGUCGUGCCAAGCAACUCGGUCUGGAGCUACAGAGAGUGACGGAGAAUGGCAUUUCGAGCAACCUGGACCUGCAUCCGCUCAACUGCCCCAUUUUCCUCAAGAUUGACGACCCGUCCGAGCGGCGGAUGGUAGAGAAGGCGCUGGUUGAGCGCUUUGACUUCUGCUGCGAGGCAUUGCACCCGAUCCCGUUUACACAUUUGAACCACAAUGCCGAAUAUGCCAUCGUGGCACAAGAACCACGACCACCACGCGCGCGACGCAUGAUCUCGUACUACCGACAAUACGUGCAUCGGUCGUUAGCGUGUUUUGCGCGCAUGACGCAGACUGGGUUGGUGUGGAUCUCGAACCAGAAGGUGCAUGACGACGAGAUCCAGCCGAUCUUCGAGGAGCUACGGCAGUACAUUGAGUCGUUGCAGGUGGCGCGAUCAGCGCUGAUAGGUGUGCUAGAUGACAUGUUCGAGCCUGCAGCAACGACAACAGUGGCCACCGCACCACUGCCGACCAAGGCCGACAAUGAUCAGACGGAAUUGGUGGCAGGUAUCGAGGCGCCUGGUGGGAGUUCUCCAGAGGAUAAUAACUCAAUUGAUGGGAACAAGUUGCUGGCGAGUGCAAGUAGGAGUACCAGCUCUUGCAGCGAAGUGGAGAAGGAGAAUAGUCCGCCGGCGAUCAACGUGGUGGUGCGCAAUGCCACCGACUUGGACAAGCCUCGAGGGUCCCCGGCCGCUACCGAAGCUGCUGUUGUUAUAUCCGCUGAGCGAGGCUCCUUGCUCAUGGCAGAGCAGCAGGCGGAUCCCUCUGUACCGUAG